Messenger RNA from Homarus americanus (American lobster), 4661 nucleotides. Its product is annotated as carbohydrate sulfotransferase 13-like. Gene Ontology annotation, cellular component: membrane. Lineage: Eukaryota; Metazoa; Arthropoda; Malacostraca; Decapoda; Nephropidae. Gene Ontology annotation, molecular function: sulfotransferase activity. Gene Ontology annotation, biological process: carbohydrate biosynthetic process. Bases 199 to 1665 code for a protein of 488 amino acids. The record is from RefSeq and is a predicted model, not a curated record. The transcript is spliced from 6 exons.
GCGGGCAGUGGUUCCUCAGUCCUCAGACACGGGAGGUGGUGGGGAGUUGUAGGAUAUUGUUGACAUAAUAUCCCCGAGAAUACGGAUUUUGUGUGUUUCUGCCAGAGGGAUCAAACACUAAGGGCCUUUAAAUAGGACAUUUGGUUUCCUUGGUGGGCAUGCAUGGAUUACUAGUGUUUGUUGAAAAAAAAUUCUAAAAUGCUAAAUAGGAAAUUAAAGUUUAUGCUCGGGUUUACUGCGUGUGCUGCAAUAGUUUAUAUACAAAUAAACAUCAAUGGACGACUGACAAAACACAGACAAAGUGUUGAAACAAAAAAUAUAAAAUAUGAAUUGGAGGAUACACUGUCGCCAAACACUACCAGCUUUCAAGAUUUAUUCCUGGCUUGGGACGACGAGGAGGCCGAGCAGACGACGGGGGUCAUUACCAGCACCAGGGAGACUUCAAUACCCAACACCUACAUAGUAAUCCUACAUGACAAGGCAGAGAAAGGUCCAAAGUCAAGUAAUUCCUCUUCAUUACUACCGUCGCCGAAGGGAAUAAAUAGGCGUACAAAUGUCGUGUUCCCGAGCGUUACUAAUUGUACUAUGAAACCGAAAACUAAGAAAGGGCACCUGUACUCCACCAGCGACGUGUAUCCCUGCAGGAAAUCGACGCCCCCGGACCCCGAGGAUCCCUUCUGGCCAGUUGUCCUCACUCCUUCUUAUGGCAAAGUCCUCAGUGACUCAGUUCUCCACCAUGAGGACUCUGAGGUUAAGGAGCUGCUAACAGAGCAGCUGAAGGUUCAAGAAGAGCGAGUGAGGCUAAUGACCCAAACAUGCCUUAAACACAAGGAGUUGUCGGUACGACAGGACCUGACCCUAGUGUGGGACACUUCCAGGUCGCCGCCGCUCAUUUACUGCCCUAUAUACAAAGUUGCAUCAACAACCUGGAUGGUGUACUUCCUGCGUCUGAGACACAUAAAUGAUGACAACCCGGCGCUGGCUCGCUUCUCUCGCAAGGAGAAAGAGAAGAGGAAAUACAUGCCACGUUAUGGAGGCGGCCAUCGGCGGGUAUUUCAGGAGUACAUUCCACCAGAGCUCAGCCGGGAGAAGAGUCAAGUCUUCCGGAAGGCCAUACGCUUCCUAGUUGUUCGCCAUCCACUCACCAGGUUGCUGUCAGCCUACAGAGACAAGAUUGAACGGCCAGAGCCACUACCCUUUACGCCGUAUUUCAAGCACCUGCAGCAUUACAUUAUCCAGAAGUACAGGCCACCAGAAAGCAACCUCACCAACACCACACCAACCUUUUCAGAGUUUGUUGAUUUUAUUAUCGAUUCUACCAAGGACCUCAAGACUGCCUUAGAUUGGCAAAGAAAUGUUGUGUGCUGGACGCCAUACUGGGCACAGUGUGGCGUGUGUUCCUCCGACUAUCAAGUGGUGAUCAAGCUCGAGACAAUGGCUACCGACGAACAGUUCCUGGCAUAUGUGGCCGACCUGAAAGAGAUCCAGAAUGUUUACGAGUGGAGGAACCUCAGGAACUCCAAAGCUACGGCAGCAACAUCACUCUCUCAGUAUUAUAAGAGCUUGACUAAAAAACAAAUUAAUUUACUUUAUCAGAGAUACAAACCUGACUUCCAUCUCUUUGGAUAUUCAAUUGACGAGUAUCUGCAGUUUGUUGAGCAAUGAUAGAAGUUUUCAGUGAAGAUAUUAUGAAGUAAGAUACUGGGAUUAUACAGGUAGGCGUAAGCUCAAGUAGGUUGGGACAUGUAGAUGGACAGAUAAGGUUAGCCCGACUAGUACUUGUAGAUAUACAGUAUGAGUUGGAUAGUGAAAUCAAUCCCCACCGCUGUCACGAUUUCUUCACUGUACUUUUCAAUUUAUUUAAAUUUUACUUUUCAAUUUUCUUUCACUUAUAUGUUCUUCAUCUGGGCAUGUCUGAGAAUUUAUACUUAUUUAUUAAGUUAUUACUAUCUUUCUCAUUGCUUAUUCAAAUGGUAAUCACUGCCACCACAUUCCUCACACAACAUACAACAGCUUCAGCAGAAACCUCUGAAUUAAUUCAAAUAGUUUGUGUAAUCUUGUGAUGUAUAAUUGAUUUUAAUUGUUGUGUUAUUUAUCUUCCAGUGAUUAAUAUAAUUAUACUGUACUGUAGGGCACCAGAUCUUCAAAUGGACCAACUGGUAACACUCAUGACUCCUAAUCCAGAAAUACGUACUUAAUUCCAGAAUCCGGGAACUGUUGGUGGUGUGAGUUACUAGCCGUUCGAACGAUUAGUGAGACCUUUUUCUUAUUUUGUUAUGAACUUUAUUGUCUUAUGUUAGUACAGGAGAAAACCGGAGUAACCGCAGUAAACCAGCUAUAUUUGGUUGGGUCACACUGGCUAACACCCUUCCUACCUCUGUCUCGACCCAUAGUGGAGAGAAACACACAUCCCCGCUGUACUUUUAAAAUUUUGCUAGAUUGUUUUUUAUGAUAACUUAAAGAUACUGUACCGGCAUUUACCUUGAUAAAAAUAUACUCAGAGUAUUGCCAAUAAUAUAAAUUUGACCGAUCGCCCAAGCGGCUAACGAGCCGAUCAGUGGUGAAGAGGAUAAAAGAAAAAAAGAAAAAAGAGAGGCUGUUAAGCUUAAAACUAUACUGUACAUGUAAAGAAAACGUAUCUACUGUAUAUGAUAUUAGAAAGGACGAAGAGCAAGUUAAUAGGGGUAAGUGGUCGAAAUCUUUUAUGUAAUAUUUAGUAUUUCCACAUUGAGUUUCCAAUGAUAAUCAAAUGCUUAUUACAGUAUGAAAAAUAUGCAAUUAAUUGGCGAUAUUGUGGGAGCAAUUUAAAUUAAAUGAUAAUAGUACUGUACUGUAGUGGUGAAAAUGACAGCUAGAAGAAUAAAUGAAAUCUUAGCUCUACUGUAGGUAUAAUUAUUUAAUAAUAAUAUUUAUUCAUUAAAGUUGAUAUUCAGGUUUACAAUUCGGUAACCAUGUUCAUAAACUAUUUAGUUACACAGUUCAGCAUGAAUAUAGACAAUGUAGGAUUGUAGGUGUAGGUACACGGUGCGUGUUGGGCCGUGGUCGUCAAGGGCAGGUAAACGAUAAUGGUAAACUUGACCAAGGAUAGCCGACCAAACUGUCAGAUGCUUAUUUCUAGGAGGGUCCUUUGCUAUAUCUAAACGUUUGUACCCAGAUAGCUGAAGCACUUUAAGCAGUAAGUAAAAACGGAGAUAAUGUAAAGUUUUAAUAUUAUAAGGUGUACCUGUAUUAGUCAACGGAAAACAUCAACAUAGAUUUAUCACUUCAUCGAAAUGUGUUAAAAGAUUGUCUCGCGCCGGGAUUAGUGUGUGUUUAUUUCCAUAUAUCUUAACUAGCGUCUAGCAGUCAGGUACAUUGGAGGACUGGACAAAAUAAAUCCAACCCUCCACUUCUUACUCCAAUCUUCCACUUCUUAUUCCAACUCUCCACUUCUUACUCCACCCCUCCACAUCCUCCUCCAAUCCUCCAAUUCCUACUCCAACCCUUCACUUCUUACUCCAUCCCUCCACUUCCUCCUCUAAUCCUCCACUUCUUACUCCAACUCUUCGCCUCCUUCAGCCAUCUACUUCCUUCAACAAAUUUGUACGUUCUUUAUAUUGUUGCGUAUGAAGAAAAUGCCAUCACAAAAUUACUUUCAAUACAAAAUCUCCAGGUUAAGCUUCUUUAAACUCCUAAUACCCAGUGGCGUACCCAAAAUUUUACCCGGGGAGGGGUGGGGGUGGAGCGAACUUUGAACUAAACAUAUCGAGGUGUUGAAAUACGAGAUAAUUAAUAUUUUUCUGUUAUACUUGUGUUGCUAUUGAUGUUGUUAUUGGUGUUAUUAUUUUGAUUUAUUUCGAUAUAGUUAUUUUUUUUCUUUUGUUAAAAAUUAUUUAUUUCGAAUAAUUUAUUUGCUCAAUAGGGGAGGGGGCGAUAGGCUUCGACUCCAUCGCCUCCCCCCCCCCCCCUCCUUGGUAUUCAUAUGCUAAUACCAAAUUGUGUUAGGGAAGGUGAGGUUGCUCCCUUUAACUUCACUUGGUAAUGUUCAUAUCAAGAAAAGGGCAGUUGAAUACAACUUAAGUCAGGAACGAAUCGAAGUGGAAAAAGAAACUGGAACAAGAAACAUCAUCUUAAAAUAGACUUCCCCAAUGAUUAAACACUCAAACAUUAAAUCGGGAAUGUUAAUUUAAGAAAUGACAUUAGGUUAGGUUUGCAUUAUGGUAUUUAAUCACAGGGUGAAAUAAAUUUGAAGUUCUUAUUCUUUAUGUGAUUCGACUCCUCGCCACCAGAAGGUACUGCCCUACCCAGCUCAUACUGUACGGUUAGACUGAGCUGUGAUAUUUUGGGACGUUGCUGUGCCUCCGUCAAAAUGUCAGCUAGAAUUAUCUUCAGUUGUCUACUGCAAGGUCUGUAGAAUGUACUAAUAAUAGGGUCACAGUAUCAACGUUAUCAUGAUUUUAUAUCGUUUUCUUUUUCCAAGUUCCGUUCCUGUCUUAAAUGUUGCAUAUUCUCAGUACGAACUAUGUAAAUAACUCAAGAAAUUUAUUUAUUUUUAUUUUUUUCAUAAAUUAAUGACUAAAACUCAUCCUACUGGUUUUGAAAAAAAUUAAUGAAUAAAUUUCAUCCUUGACAUUGAUGUAUUGUUGUUUCUGGUAAAAUAAUGAAUAAAGCUCAGCCUUGAC